This is a messenger RNA of Brenthis ino (lesser marbled fritillary), 783 nucleotides long. The record is from the annotation of a GenBank genome assembly. NCBI's taxonomy places the organism in Eukaryota, Metazoa, Arthropoda, Insecta, Lepidoptera, Nymphalidae.
AUGGAAUCCCCACAGAUGUAUGAUGCUGCAGGAGCUCCGCCUCCGCCGCCACAACCAGACUUGAAGAAAAAUGGAGAAGAUAAACGGACCCCCUUCCCGCCACCAGAUUUGGACGAGCUCAAUGGACAGGAAAUUAGCUUGGACUUGCAACACCUCAUUGAGGACCAGUUCCGGGGGGAGGAGACCAUGGCCUUGUUCCAGGAAAUCCUCCCUGGAGCAAGAUCGCCUCAGCAACGACCAUUCCGGACCACAUUGGCGUAUAUGCCACAGCCAGUCCACUCUGGCGCAUCAUACGCUGCCCCAGUACCAAAUAACUCACACGAGCAAGCACCCCCAAUAAAGGAGGAACCUCCAGAACCCCAUGAUUUUCGACGGGCUGUGACAUGUGCACAAUACACUGGACAGUAUAAUCCACAACCACCUGUUGGAGUCAGCGGCCCUUACGGGGGUGGUUUUACCCCUCUCCCUCCUCUUGGAGCUCCUCUCUUACCUCCCUUGUUAAAACACAAGCCAGCGCCAGCAAGGCGGUCCUCUGGCAAAGUGAUAGACAAAGGCACAGACGAAUACAGACGAAGACGGGAACGCAAUAACAUUGCUGUGCGGAAAUCGCGCGAAAAAGCCAAAGUUCGCUCAAGGGAAGUGGAGGAAAAAGUUAAAACAUUGCUGCGUGAGAAGGAGGCCUUGUUAAAGAGAGAUUACGGAGUUAUGUCGGUCCAUGUUACAGCUUGGAGCGCCGCAUUCGUCGGAUCACACGCUUUGACCGUAGAUCGAGAUUUGGUUGAA